CAUGAAAAGAAUAAUGAGACUUAAAAAUGUCAGUUUCACUUUGUUCCAGUAAAACCAAAAUUGUGGAACCAUAGAGCUCUAAGCCACAGUACCGACACGGAACUGUUUCAUGAUACACCCACGGAGGCAACGUUUGAAAUGGCUGUUACGCUUCACACCGAUCUGGGAGACGUUAAAAUCGAGUUGUUCUGUGAGCGCACACCGAAAACCUGUGAGAAUUUUCUUGCCCUGUGUGCCAGUGGGUUCUACCGUGGUUGUCUCUUCCACCGAAACAUUAAAGGCUUCAUGGUUCAAACUGGAGACCCAACAGGCACAGGGAAAGGGGGAACAAGUAUAUGGGGUCGCAAAUUUGAGGAUGAGUUCAGCGAACAUUUAAAACAUAAUGUAAGAGGCGUGGUCUCAAUGGCAAACACGGGCCCCAACACAAACGGCUCACAGUUUUUCUUCACGUAUGCCAAACAGCCCCACCUGGACAUGAAGUACACAGUGUUUGGAAAGAUUAUUGAUGGCCUGGAAACCCUGGAUGAACUGGAGAAGCUGCCUGUCAACGAAAAGACAUUUCGACCAUUGACUGAGACCCGGAUAAAGGAUGUGACAGUUCAUGCAAACCCUUUUGCUGGAUAGA
Messenger RNA from Thalassophryne amazonica, 625 nucleotides. RefSeq names its product peptidylprolyl isomerase (cyclophilin)-like 3 (gene ppil3). Gene Ontology annotation, molecular function: peptidyl-prolyl cis-trans isomerase activity. The coding region runs from base 139 to 624 and encodes 161 amino acids. Gene Ontology annotation, biological process: protein folding; protein peptidyl-prolyl isomerization. The record is from RefSeq and is a predicted model, not a curated record. Lineage: Eukaryota; Metazoa; Chordata; Actinopteri; Batrachoidiformes; Batrachoididae. The transcript is spliced from 6 exons. Gene Ontology annotation, cellular component: catalytic step 2 spliceosome.